Prorocentrum cordatum is the source of this 339-nucleotide messenger RNA. The record is from the annotation of a GenBank genome assembly. Lineage: Eukaryota; Dinophyceae; Prorocentrales; Prorocentraceae.
AUGGCACGUUAUGCCCAGAGAGAUCCGUGCGCCGCUACCCUCCCCUCGCCACCCUGGCCAGAGCGCGUGCGCCUGGAGGGCUCCGUGGAGCAGCGGCAGGGCCGUCUCUUUUCUUUGUGCCCCCUGGUCUUUCUGCAGCCCGGGCCUGCCCGCCUGCUCGCGGGCAUGGGGCCCGGGGCUGCCGCGUGGCGGCGAGCGAGCUGGAUGUCCGCGCACGGGAGCGCAGCGGAUUUCCACCGCGUCUCGCUGCUUCUCGCCGCUUCCGGCCGCCUCCGACUGCUUCCGCAUGCCGUUUGCUGGAUGGCAGCUCAUGGGAGCCGUGUGUGUCCUCGAAGGUCC